Messenger RNA from Anopheles bellator, 829 nucleotides. RefSeq names its product origin recognition complex subunit 6 (gene Orc6). Gene Ontology annotation, biological process: DNA replication; DNA replication initiation. The record is from RefSeq and is a predicted model, not a curated record. Gene Ontology annotation, molecular function: DNA binding. Gene Ontology annotation, cellular component: nuclear origin of replication recognition complex. The transcript has 2 exons. NCBI's taxonomy places the organism in Eukaryota, Metazoa, Arthropoda, Insecta, Diptera, Culicidae. The coding region runs from base 27 to 791 and encodes 254 amino acids.
UGAUCAAAUUAUUACCACGUACAACAAUGGCGAGCAGCGAUAACAAACUGCUACUUCAGCACAUCCAAAAGCUAGGCCUAGCAAGCCAUGAGUCUCUCGCACCCAAGUCAACCGAACUGCACCGAUUGCUGCUGAUUCGCUCGUCCGGUGCGCUCACGGGCAAUCUGAGCGAAUCCGCAAAAGCAACACUCUGUAUCGAUCUUGCGGCCAGUCUACUGGGGCUACCGUUCGACACCGAGACAGCUCUCAAACUUUCGGGUCUAAAAAAGCCGGCCUACUCUGGCGGUCGCCGAAUGGUGGAGAAAGUUUUGGACAUCGCUCGGACGGUCGGAAUCGGAGAGAUUUGCGUGCAACUUGGGCUGAAUCAGGUGCAAAACGAAGCGACGGGUUUGCUGGAAGCGUACAAACGAUACGACGGCACCGGUACCGGUUCCGACUUUACCCAUCCACAGUACGCGGCGAUGGCCGUUUAUCAGGCGUGUCAGCGGCGGAAAGUGAAACCGCCCAAAACCAAGCUCGUCGGGCUCAGUCACCUCAAACCGACCCAAUGGGCAAUGCUGGAGAAAAACUGGGAAAAAUGUCUCGCGAACGCGCCGGCAUCCAAUGGUGCCCAAGACGGAAAUAAAGAACCAGAAAUGCAGACUGAGGAAGAGACUAGGGUGCAAACCGACAGCAAACAUGCCUCACGGAAGCAUGGAAGUCCAGAGAAAGUGGAAACGUACCCGAACUGGAAGAAGCGUAUGUUGGAAAAGGCUUACCGCGAGCUGGAGCUUCUUCGGGGCAGUGGAUAAUGCGGAAAACGCAGCGUCCUUGCUAGCCGAUAAAGAUC